CUUCACAAUCUGGCACUGACGUGUGUGCUCCAUGAGAGAGUGUCAUAGGGUGUGGAGUAUAAUCUGGACCCGCUGGCUGCUCUUCACUCGGAAGAUCAACAUGGAGUUGCCUGAGCCUACCUGUAGGGAGGUGCUGCCUUGCUCAUUGCCCGGUGUUCUGCAGAUUGCAUGGCGCUUUGCAAUGAAGUCAUCAACACGACACUGAACCUGCUGCCAGAGAAGCUGGUGAUGGAGGAUCCAGAGGAGACGAGUAAGGCUGAGACCAGGGGUUUGAGUGUGGAGGGGGAAGAUAAGAUGGCGAUGUUGCUCUGGUCUGGGGCUGCCUACCUCUCGCAGGGUCACUGCCACACUCACCUAAAGGACUGGAAACAAGCUGUGACUCACUACACGAGGUGUAUCAACCUGCUGGUGAAAGUCCGCUUUAAGAAGAAAGGUUUCCAACCACAGAUCCCCAGUGCAGAUAUGGUUGACAAGCAGGGGACAGAUCUGUGUAUUCUCCAAAGGCUGAAGGGGCUUUCCCUUGCUGGUAGGGGUAUCAGCUUCACGCAGACAGACAGACUGAGAGAGGUACUGAGGGACCUCCUGCUCAGCCUGCAGGCAUUCCCAGAGUGUGUGGGUGCAGGCCUGUGGUGCGGUGAAGUGCUGUGGAGGCUUGGCAGAAGACAGGAGGCAGCAGCUUGGUGGGAAAAGACCUGGAGCUUCGCCACACAAUCAUCAGUGGAAUCCAAAAAUGAUGAUCUAGCCACUGCAAUUCUGAAACAGAAGAAGAGACCCAACAGACUGAUUGUUGAUGAUACCAUCAAUGACGACAACAGUGUGGUGUCUCUCUCUCAGACCAAGAUGGACGAGCUGCAGCUCUGCCGGGGAGACGCGGUGCUGAUGAAGGGAAAGAAGAGGAGGGAGACUGUGUGCAUCGUGAUCGCUGAUGGCACCUGUUCUGAUGAAAAGGUCCGGAUGAACCGAGUGGUCCGCAAAAAUCUGAGGGUCCGUCUGGGUGAUGUCAUUAGCAUGCAGCCAUGUCCUGAUGUGAGGUACGGAAAAAGGAUCCAUGUCCUCCCAAUCGAUGACACAGUAGAAGGAAUCACUGGCAACCUGUUUGAGGUUUACCUGAAGCCAUACUUCUUGGAGGCUUACAGGCCAAUGCGCAAAGGUGAUAUUUUCUUGGUCCGAGGCGGCAUGCGUGCUGUGGAGUUCAAGGCGGUGGAGACCGAUCCCUCCCCGUACUGCCUUGUUGCUCCUGAUACAGUCAUCCAUUGUGAGGGAGAACCAAUCAGGAGAGAGGAUGAAGAAGAGUCCCUGAAUGAGGUGGGCUAUGAUGACAUUGGAGGCGUGAGGAAGCAGUUAGCUAUGAUCAAAGAGAUGGUGGAGCUGCCUCUUAGACACCCUGCACUGUUCAAGGCCAUUGGAGUCAAGCCCCCACGUGGAAUCCUGCUGUACGGACCCCCUGGAACUGGAAAGACCUUGAUUGCCAGAGCGGUGGCCAAUGAAACUGGAGCUUUCUUCUUCUUGAUUAAUGGUCCUGAGAUCAUGAGCAAGCUGGCAGGAGAGAGCGAGAGCAACCUGAGAAAGGCCUUCGAGCAAGCGGAGAACAAUGCCCCUGCCAUCAUCUUUAUCGAUGAGCUUGAUGCAAUUGCUCCCAAGAGAGAGAAGACUCAUGGAGAGGUGGAGAGGCGCAUUGUCUCUCAGCUGCUGACUCUUAUGGACGGCCUUAAACAGAGAGCUCAUGUCAUUGUCAUGGCUGCCACCAACCGACCCAACAGCAUCGACCCAGCUCUGAGGAGAUUUGGUCGUUUCGAUAGGGAGGUGGACAUUUGCAUCCCUGACGCCACUGGCAGAUUGGAGAUUCUUCAGAUGCACACCAAGAACAUGAGGCUGGCACAUGACGUUGACUUAGAACAGGUCGCCAAUGAGACUCAUGGACAUGUGGGUGCAGAUCUGGCUGCCCUCUGCUCUGAGGCUGCCCUUCAGGCCAUCAGGAAGAAGAUGGACCUGAUUGACCUUGAGGAUGACACCAUUGACGCUGAGGUCAUGAACUCGCUUGCGGUCAACAUGGAUGACUUCAAGUGGGCCCUCUGCCAGAGCAACCCAUCAGCACUGAGGGAGACAAUUGUUGAGGUCCCCAACAUCAUCUGGGAGGAUAUUGGAGGUCUGGAGGAUGUCAAGAGGGAGCUGCAGGAGUUGGUGCAGUACCCAGUGGAGCAUCCAGACAAGUUCCUCAAGUUUGGCAUGACCCCAUCCAAGGGUGUGCUGUUCUAUGGUCCCCCUGGUUGUGGUAAGACUCUCCUAGCCAAAGCCAUCGCAAAUGAGUGCCAGGCAAAUUUCAUCUCAAUCAAAGGGCCUGAACUGCUCACCAUGUGGUUUGGAGAGUCUGAGGCCAAUGUCAGAGAGAUCUUUGACAAGGCUCGUCAAGCAGCCCCAUGCGUUCUGUUCUUUGAUGAGCUGGACUCCAUAGCCAAGGCUCGUGGUAACAACGUGGCAGAUGGUGGUGGAGCAGCCGACCGCGUCAUUAACCAGAUCCUGACCGAGAUGGAUGGAAUGUCCAGCAAGAAGAACGUCUUCAUCAUUGGAGCCACAAACAGACCAGACAUCAUUGACACCGCCAUACUGAGACCUGGCCGUCUGGAUCAGCUCAUCUACAUCCCACUGCCUGACAAGAAGAGCAGGAUGAACAUCCUGAAGGCCAACCUCCGCAAGAGUCCCAUCAGCAAGGAUGUGGAUUUGGACUACCUUUCCAAGAUGACCAACGGCUUCUCUGGAGCUGACCUUACAGAGAUCUGCCAGAGGGCGUGUAAGCUUGCCAUUAGAGAGAGCAUCGAGAAUGAGAUCCGCCAAGAGAGAGAGAGGCAGACCAACCCGUCAGCUAUGGAGGUGGAAGAUGAGGAUCCUGUGCCAGAGAUCAGGAAGGACCACUUUGAGGAGGCUAUGCGAUAUGCCCGUCGCUCCGUCAGUGACAAUGACAUCCGCAAAUAUGAGAUGUUUGCUCAGACACUGCAGCAGAGCCGUGACUUUGGCAACUUCAGAUUUCCCUCCAGUACCGCAGGUGCCACCGGUCCAGCCCGUGGCAACGGAGGAACUGGCAGAAGUCCAGCGUUCAAAGAAGACAACGACGAUGACCUUUACGCAUAAAUGUACCUGGAUCACGCCUGUACAAACUCUCACCAGAUUCCACAUUCUUAGGACUUUGUGCUCCUUUCAUGUGUUCCAUUUUCCCUUUUUUGUAUGAUUUCCCUCAGAGAAAGCAUGCAAACUGCUUGGUUUGCCCUGGUUUUUUUGUUGGUGGGGGUAAAGGGAUGUUGAAAAUGGAAGGUGAGUGAGUGACUACACUCUCUUUGUUCUAUGGGGUGGGAGGAGAGGAUUCUGGGGGUGUGGGGGGUGUAGUGAGUGGCCUCUUUCUCAGUAUAUCACAACCAACAUGAAUGGCUUUAGUGACGGGAUUCUAUGCUGGACCAGAAAAGCAAAGAAAAAUUAUAUUGCUAAUGACUUCCUCUUUUUUUAAAUAAACAGUAGCAUUUAAUGUAUUACAAAUUUGUCAAAGUUAUGUGGUUCAAAAUAAAAUCUCACGAAAUGGAGGGCAUUAUCAAUGUCAGCUUUUGAAUUUCUUUAUUGACACAGAGUUGACGUACAUUUCUUCUUUGAUUUGUUCGAUCGACAGUUGGGACAGAGAUUCCAUGUCAAAGAAAGUAAAGUAGUUAGGUUGGAAACCCAGGGUUCCUCAGGGCGUAGUGAUCUUUGUGGUAUGAAAGGCCAUAGGAUCAGACCAUGUUGAUGGCAUUAAUACAGGACCUGACAAUGUAAAGACCUUUAAAUGUCAGGUGUCAGUUUAGUUGUUAAGUGUUUUGUGGUCCUCUAAUGGCUAUUGAGGAGUUUUAUGCUCACUGAAAAAUACUGGCACCAUUAUUAUCAAGCUAUGAGUUAGUUCUGUCACUGACCACACAGUGGCGCUCUGGCCGAGUAAGAAAACUUAAUGUGUUGGAAUAAUGUCUUUAUUGUUCAUUGCAAUUUAAAGUAAAGAAUUGGCUGGAAAACAUGUAACAAACAAUGUUACAGCAAAAUUAAGUCAAUAAAUUGUUAUUGAUCUUAAUGUAACGGGGUUAAUUCAUGGUGACGUGUUAAUUUACCUGACGGGAAGGCGGAGUCUAUUUAGGGACGCCGUCGCGCUCCCCCUCUCCCUCUCUCCCCACUGCCGGUUCUGAGUGUGUGUGUGAGUAACUGCAGCAUGAGCGCAACAGGUGCGGAUGCGAAUUGUUAAAGAAUUAAAGGUACGAAAUAAUGAUGUGUUUUAUGUUUGUAACUGUUUUUAAACAUUUAGAUUAACUUGUUUAAAUUGUGUGACCUAACUACAUGUUUGUUUUAUAGGGCUGCUUCAGCAGAAUAAUUACGGUCACUGUUUUUUCCCAACUUUAUAUUUCAUUUAGAUUAUUUGGCCUUGUUUAAUUUUAGUUUCUUUCUGGUUAUUUGGUUUGAUCAUUGGUUUCUUUGAUUUAUUUUAUUUUCUUUCUGGUUAUAUGGUUUGAUUAUUGGUUUCUUUGUUUUAUUCUAUUUUUAUUUUUAUUUUAUGGCAAUGUGCAAUAUUUAAUGUUGAUUGGGACUGUGCACUCCGUGUGUAAGGACUGGAAUAACAAUGAGUUAUUGGCUCCAUCAAUUAGAUAUUUUGUCUUUUUGUUUGAUUAUAUCGCCUGCAGUGUGUUUUAAAGUUUGCUGUGUUUGUCUUAAUGUU
Molecule: messenger RNA, 4717 nt
Organism: Limanda limanda (common dab)
Lineage: Eukaryota; Metazoa; Chordata; Actinopteri; Pleuronectiformes; Pleuronectidae
Product: transitional endoplasmic reticulum ATPase-like
Exons: 22
Coding region: 169-3126 (985 amino acids)
Biological process (GO): retrograde protein transport, ER to cytosol; mitotic spindle disassembly; autophagosome maturation
Cellular component (GO): VCP-NPL4-UFD1 AAA ATPase complex; cytosol; nucleus
Molecular function (GO): ATP hydrolysis activity; ATP binding; polyubiquitin modification-dependent protein binding
Source: RefSeq, a predicted model, not a curated record